Molecule: messenger RNA, 1737 nt
Organism: Vigna unguiculata (cowpea)
Lineage: Eukaryota; Viridiplantae; Streptophyta; Magnoliopsida; Fabales; Fabaceae
Product: glycolate oxidase 1-like
Cellular component (GO): peroxisome
Molecular function (GO): (S)-2-hydroxy-acid oxidase activity; FMN binding
Source: RefSeq, a predicted model, not a curated record
ACUGGUUUAUUCUUUUGUCACGGGUUUCUUCUGAAUCUGAUCCUGGCUCAUCAGAGUGUAAAAUAAAGUUAUCCUUUUAGUGGAAUUGCUCAUCAAUAUCAAAUAAAGUAAAAUGGGAUCUGUUUCCUCUUGAGUGAACACACAACAAAUCAUGAAACUAGAGUUUUGUAUGAAAAUUUCAGAAGAUCCUGGUUUCGUGCGUGGACUGAUGAUGGAUCUUUCAUUUGAUGUUGAUUAAUUGAAAUAUCAUUGAGGAACCCAAAAGACUAAGUUUUUCUGCUUUUUUAUGCAUAUCCUGCGGACUUCGUAAGUCACUCUUGUGAAAAUGGAGAUGAUAACUAAUGUUACAGAGUAUGAAGCAAUUGCAAAGGAAAAAUUGCCAAAGAUGGUUUAUGACUACUAUGCAUCAGGGGCAGAGGAUCAGUGGACUUUGAAAGAGAAUCGAAAUGCAUUCGCUAGGAUUCUAUUCCGGCCACGUAUUCUUGUUGAUGUAAGCAGGAUAGACUUGACUGCAACUAUAUUGGGCUUCAAAGUUUCAAUGCCAAUCAUGAUUGCUCCGACAGCCAUGCAGAAGAUGGCUCACCCUGAAGGAGAAUUAGCUACUGCAAGAGCAGCAUCAGCUGCUGGCACAAUCAUGACACUAUCAUCCUGGGCCACUUCCAGUGUUGAGGAGGUUGCUUCAACAGGUCCUGGCAUUCGGUUUUUUCAGCUCUAUGUGUUUAAAGACAGAAAUGUAGUUGCUCAGCUUGUGAGAAGAGCUGAAAGAGCUGGUUUCAAGGCAAUUGCCCUUACUGUGGACACUCCAAUUCUUGGUCGUAGGGAGGCUGACAUCAAAAACAGAUUUACAUUGCCACCGCACUUGAUAUUGAAGAAUUUUGAAGGACUGGAUCUUGGAAAGCUGGACAAGACUAGUGACUCGGGUCUUGCCUCUUAUGUUGCUGGCCAAAUUGAUCGAUCACUCAACUGGAAGGAUAUCAAAUGGCUGCAAACAAUCACUUCAUUGCCAAUUUUAGUAAAGGGUGUACUUACUGCUGAAGAUACAAGGAUAGCCUUAAAAGCUGGUGCUUCUGGAAUCAUUGUUUCCAAUCAUGGAGCUCGCCAACUAGACUAUGUUCCAGCAACUAUUACAGCUUUGGAAGAGGUAGUUACAGCUGCAGAAGGAAGAAUUCCAGUUUUUCUGGAUGGUGGAGUUCGUCGAGGAACAGAUGUUUUUAAAGCACUAGCACUUGGGGCAGCUGGUGUGUUUAUUGGUAGACCUGUGUUGUUUUCAUUGGCUGCUGAUGGAGAGGCUGGUGUGAGAAAAGUACUUCAAAUGCUUCGUGAUGAGUUUGAACUAACUAUGGCACUAACCGGUUGCCGUUCACUCAAGGAGAUAAGUCGAGACCAUGUUAUCACAGACUGGGAUCGCCCAAGAAUUGCUCCUAAGUUAUGAGGUGGCUCAACUCAACCUUGGUCUUCUAUGUUCUAAAAUAGAAAUUUUAGAAUAUCCUUUGAUCUCAGCUCAUGCUUCAAUGGAAAACCUGUGUUUCAUCCAUUAGAAAUUGCUGCUUUAUUCACUGUACAGAACGAGUUUCUACCUGGACUCAUUUCAUUGCACUUGGUGCUAGUAUUUGGAAAACUGCAGAAACAUGAUCGCCAAUAAAAUGUACUAAAAGGUUAAGAAUUCUUCUUACUACUAGACUUUAAAAUAGUGUAAAUUCUCCAUUCACAUGGCUAAACCAAUACUUUAAUUUAUAA